CAGCUAAAGCUUUCCAAACAGGGUAGUAUGCUUACACCACCAUACUUACUGAGAUAUUUAUAGCAGGGUCUCAUGUUAACUCAGCUGCUUUGCUUAUCUGUGUGUGCAUGCACACAUGGCUGUGCCACUCUUAUUUCAGUCUAUCUGUGUCUCUCAGUGAGUGACAGUGGGACUUUGUGCCUUGUGCACAAAACUUUUUUUUUUUUUUUAAUUCCUCAAAGGAAGCCUACAAGGUCCACAGUGGGAUUGUUUCAUUAUUUCACCUAUUCACAACAACAAACAGGCACAACUGGCUGAAUUGUAUGUGUGUGGGUCCUGUCCAAAAUGGCACUGUCCUCACGCUUAAAACUUUGGGAGCAGAAGAUCAAGAAUGAGAAGAAGCCGCUGCCGGCUACUCAACCUCCCCCUCCUCUUUCUGUUGUACCCGGAGGAUUCCUUAAGCAACUUGUGAGAGAGACAGAGAAGGAGACAAGACUGAAAGAACCCGAGCUCAAGGAAGAAAAGACGCCAAGCAAACUAAGUGAGAACCUAGUCCAGCAGUUCCUGCUUCCAGACCAAACUCCACCCAUCUUGGAGGCAGAGAUAGCCCUCAGGGCAGAGCAAAUGGUCAGUACUGCCUUGUGGGAGAGAAAAACAUCCUCCCCAAAACAGAUCCCAAGUCCAGACUCCAUGAACCAAAAAGACGACUUCAGAGUCAGUACACCAGUGGUCAGUAACCAUAAACAUGAGAACGGCUCCAACAUAUCAAAGUUUCCAGAUGUGUCUGUGAAACAAGAGAAUCUGAAAGAACAAGCAAUGGCACAACUGGAUGUAAAAGAGGUUAAGGAAGAGAAGAUCAGAGAAGUGAGGCAAGAGCCAGAGGGACAUCUUGCUGAUAGCACUCUAACAGAGGAAACCAAGAGACUUGUGAGGGAUGUUUGGUAUGAAGCUGGUACAGUGUGGUACGCGCAUAAAAAUGGCUUCACCCUUGCCACUCAGAUGAAGCCAGAUGAGGGCACACCUGAGCUCCCUUAUGGGAAAGUGAGGAUUCAACUCCACACAGAUGGCUCUAUACACGAUGUCACACAGUACGAGAUCGAAAAGCUGAACCCACCAGAGCUGGACCUUUGUGAGGACUUGAGUCAAUUAAUGAGUGUGAAUGAGUCAAGCAUCCUGCACACUCUGGCCAGCCGAGCCAAAGCCCACAUGGCCCUAACACAGGCUGGACCAAACCUGUUGGCCCUCUGGCCUCCAUUAGCAACACCUGGCAAGGGGCUCCGAACCCAUCGCUGGGACAAAUGGGAAGCUCCUUCUCUUCUGCAUGCAGUGGUACACAAGGUUUAUAUGUCUAUGGUGGGCCAAAGGAGGGAUCAGAGUGUGGUGGCCCUGGGUCGUAGUGGCACAGGUAAGACUACCUUGUGCCAAACUUUUGCCCAGGAACUUCUCAAACAUGCUGGCACAGAAGGAGAAAACGUUACAUGGUCUGGGGUUCGAUUCCCGCCGGGGCCAUGUGUGUGUGCGGAGUUUGCAUGUUCUCCCCGUGCUGCGGGGGUUUCCUCCGGGUACUCCGGUUUCCUCCCCCAGUCCAAAGACAUGCAAGUGGAGCGUCUCCAGGCCAUGUUCACUGUACUGCACUCUUUUGGCUGUGUAAGCUCCCAUCACAGCGAGGCCUCCAACCGAUUUGCCAUGGUGCUUUCUCUGGAUUUCAACCAUAAAGGUCUUGCAGCUGCAGUACACCUUCAGACUAUGAUGCUGGAUAGGUGGAAGGUUUGCCAUAGGACUGAGGGAGAGAGCAACUUCUUAAUCUUCACCCAGAUGCUGGCAGGACUUAGUGCUGAAAUGAGGUCAGAGCUACAGCUUCAUCAGUUACCAGAGAGCAAUAUAUUUGGCAUAAGUUGCCCCACCAAGGUGGAUGAGAAGCAGAGGGCUACAGUAGAAUUUGGAAGACUAUUAGCAGCCAUGAACACACUUGGGUUCUCACCUGAUGAACAGCGGGCCAUUUGGCAUGUUCUGGCUGGAAUAUACCACUUAGGCAUGGCUGGGGCAUGCAAAGUUGGACGAAAGCAGUUCAUGAGUUUUGAGAGUGCUCAGGUUGCCAGUGCUGUUCUUGGCUGUGAGGGAGAAGAUCUUCACACUGCAGUAUUCAAACAUCACUUAAGGCAACUACUGCAGAGGGCCACUGGAGCCACUAGAGAGCGCCACAUUGCAGAGGAACAAGGGGAAGGUCCUAAACUGUCUGCAGUUCAGUGUGUGGAGGGCAUGGUGUCUGGUCUUUAUGAGGAACUGUUUACAGCUAUUGUUUCUCUGAUUAACAGAGCUCUGUGCUCCCAGCAGCUAACAUUAGGCUCUGUGAUUGUGGUAGACACGCCAGGUCUACGUAACCCCAGACACAGUGGUAAAGACAGGGCUGCUGGCUUUUCUGAGUUUUGCCAUAACUACCUACAGGAAAGGCUUCUGGAGCACCAUUUCACACACACCUUCACAAAUGUUCUUGACAGAUGUACACAGGAGAGAGUGCCUGUAGAUUUUGAAGCCCCUGAGGACAGUCCUCAAAAUGUGGUGUGUGCUAUAGACCAACCAGGACUACAGGUUCGAGGGCCGGAGGGUGACCCUCGUGGCCUUCUUUGGGUUCUAGAUGAGGAGCUAGUCACUCCCAAUUCUUCUGAGAACACUGUUCUGGAGAGGAUAUGCCAUUACUUCAGUGAUACAGUGCGUCUGUGUGAACAGCCUCUACAGUGUGAGAUUGCUCAUCUAAUGGGCUCUGAUCCGAUUCGCUAUGACCUAUCUGGCUGGUUUGGACUGGUCCAAAAUAACCCCUCUGCCCUCAAUGCUAGCUCCAUUCUGCAGAACUCCUCUAUUCAUGUAGUAAAAGCUCUGUUUGCUCAACGGGCCUCGGUUCCUCCUUUGUCUCGGUGUUUGGGUGGUGUUGAAGGAGGCUCACAGCGCUUUCUGGAGAGAAGUGGGAACGUGCGCAAGACCUUAACUGGAGGAAUGGCUGCCAUCAGGAGACACUCACACUGCAUCUCUAUUAAACUGCAAGUGGAUGCUCUCAUAAACCUGAUUCGUCGUGCACAGCCAGUUUUCCUACAGUGUCUCAGUGCUAAGGUUGACGGUGGUGGCGUUGAUGUUCCUGCAUUACGCACCCAGCUACACGCAACCCACUUACUACCUGCUUUGCAACUGUAUCGUAUAGGCUACCCCGAUCAUAUGUCUCUGAGUGAUUUCCGCUGCCGCUUCCAGGCACUGUCACCUACUGUAAUGAAACGCUAUGGUUCUGUCUUUAUCACUCCAAAUGAGAGAAAGGCAGUGGAGGAAUUAUUGAUCAAAUUGGAUCUGGAUAAGAAGAGUAUUGUUCUGGGAGCAAGCAAGGUAUUCUUAAAACAUGGUGUCUUGAAAUUGCUGGUUGUGCAAAGGGAUGGCUUGGUCAACAACUGGCUGGUGCAGAUGCAGGCCGCCUGUUUGGGGCAUUUGGCACGGCAGAGAUAUCGCCGUCUGAAGGUGCAACAGAUGGCUGUGAGAUGUAUCCAGCGAAAUGUCCGUGUUCUGGACCGAGUCGCCUCCUGGAGUUGGUGGAAAUUGCUGUGUAGAAUGCGUCUUCUGCUGGACGUUAAUAUAGAUGAACACAAGAUCCGGGCAAAAGAGGAUGAGAUCAGUAUACUGAGGAGGCGACUAGAGAAGUCUGAGAAGGAACGUAUUGAACUUAGACAGACUGCAGACAACCUGGAGACCAAGAUAAUGGCUGUGGUAUCUGAGCUGAGUGAUGAGAGGUUUUGGGGAGAGGCUGUGAGUCAGGCCUUAGACACAGAGAGAGCAGAGAGACUUCGUCUCACCAAGGAAAACAAGGAGUUACAGGAUCGUUUGGAUCAGAGCAAAGUCACUGUGGAAGCACUAGAAAAGCAGCUGACUAAGGAGAAGCAGAGAGCCGAAAGCAAAGAGACACUGAGUGGCAUGGCUACAGAGGGUGAAUUACAGAUGCAGUUGGAUUGUGCACAGACAGAAGUGAAGUUUCUACGCAGACGAUUGCAUCAGACAGAUGAGAGGUUUGAGGUUGAGAAAGAGGCACGAGAACUGUUGGACACCAAGGUUUUGGAGCUGCAAGCCCAGCUGGAACAGUCAAAACGUAUGGUCACAGAGCUGAAGCGGCACUGCUGGCACGUGACUUCCGACCUGCAAGAUGCCCGUGUGCUUAUGGACAGCUUGCAGGCACGCAUUCAUGACCUGGAUAGGAAGCAGAGGAGGUUUGACAGUGAGCUUACCAGGGCUCUAGAGGAAGCAGAUAAUGAGAGAGAGCAAAAGGACAAGGCCAUUCAGGAGAACAUAGCUCUGGGAGCAGAAAUCUUUUCUCUCCAUCGGACUCUGAAGGAGAGUCAGCUGGAGGUACAACACUUGCAGUAUCAAAAACAAGAGCUUUGUGCUCAGAUCCGAGACCUCACUUUGACCCUGAACCUUGGUUCAGACUCUGUGCCUGAGCUGAAGAAACAACUACGUGAACUUGACAGCAGAGAUAAGGAGCGUGCUCAGGAACUUGCCAACAUGACAGUAAAAAUUCAGCAACAGGAACAGAUACAUCUACGCUUUGAGAUAGAGAUGGAGAGAAUGAAGCAGAUCCAUCAGAAGGAGCUGGAGGACAAGGAUGAGGAGCUAGAGGAUGUGCAGAAGUCUUCACAGAGACGGCUCAGGCAGUUAGAGAUGCAGAUGGAACAAGAGUAUGAGGAAAAGCAGAUGGUAGUGCAUGAGAAACAUGACUUGGAAGGAUUGAUCGCAACUCUGUGUGAACAGGUGGGCCACAGAGAUUUUGAUGUGGAGAAGCGACUCCGGCGAGACCUGAAACGUACCCAUGCGCUGCUCAGUGAUGCCCAGCUGCUACUAUCUACAAUGGAGCAAACUGGCCAGGGGCAUGCCCCGGGAACCAAGGAGCAGUUGGACAGACUGCAGUGUCAGCUGAAGGACAGUGAGGCACGGCGUUUAGAGGCUGAGAGUGUACAGAAAACUCUUGCUAUGGAGCUGGAGAAUGCUCAGCUGGAGCUGGAGAGCAUCUGCAAACACAAAAGCCUGGUGGAUGAACAGUUGACUCAGCUGCAGUAUGAGAAGGCUGACUUCCUGAAGAGGCUGGAGGAAGACCAGGAGGACCUGAAUGAACUCAUGAAGAAACACAAAGCCCUUAUUGCACAGUCUUCUAGUGACAUCACUCAGAUACGGGAGCUGCAGACAGAGCUGGAAGAAGUGAAGAAGGAGAGACAGAGUCUACAGGAGCAGCUGCAGUCAAGUGCAGCACACUUGCAGUUCCUGGAGUCUUCCACAGUAGCUCGGAGUAUUGUGAGCAAGCAGGAGGCACAUGUGUGUGACCUGGAGAACAAGCUGGAGUUCCAGAGAGGCCAGGUCAAGAGAUUUGAGGUUCUAGUUCUGCGUCUGAGGGACAGUGUGGUGAGGAUGGGUGAGGAGCUGGAGCAGUCUGCUCAGGCUGAGGCAAGAGAGAGAGAAAACUCACAUUACUACCAGCAGAGGCUGGCAGACAUGAGGCUAGAGAUGGAGGAUUUAAGCCUCAAAGAACAGGAGAGUAGCUGUCGGCGCAUGGAGCUGGAAAUGCAAGUGGAGGAGCUUAGUGCAGUGCGUCAAACACUACAAGCUGAUCUGGAGACAUCAAUCCGACGUAUCGCUGAUCUACAGGCUGCCCUGGAGGAGGUUGAGUCUAGUGAUGAAAGUGACACAGAAAGUGUCCAGACUGCUGUGGAGUCCAUCUCUAGAAAGAGAGAAAUGGACAACACAUCCAGCAUGCACUCCAGUAUUGGCACAGAGGACUCUUGUAGGGGCAUUCAGCAGUGGCUGGGGGUGCCACAUGGUGGUCACAAGGAUUAUGGGGUUGGAGUCUCUUCCUAUACUGGAAACACAUCUGGCCCCCAGUCAGUCACAGACACAAUGAGCACCUACAGCUUCAGAUCAUGUUCUCAGGAAUUGGAGGAUGAUCUUGCUAGAAGUGCUAGAAUUCUGCCCAGGGCAUCAUCCUCAACUGCAUUAUCUGAGCUGUUGGAGGGCUUACGUAAAAAGCGGACUGGGUGGGACAAAAGUUCAGAGGUGGAUGAAGGCAGUACAGUGUCACUACCCAUUUACCAGCCCACAGCAGCCUCUAACCUGCGUCGCCGAGCCUUCAGCCUCUUGCCAGACACAAAGGAGGGCCUGGAGGAAACAAUGCAUCCAGGCAUCCUUAAAGUGCCCAGCCCUCUGCUGACCCAUGCUUCCAGCCUGCACUCCCUGUCUGAAUCCAUGCCAUCAGCCCCUUCAGCCACAUCCACACUGUCUUCUGUGAAAAUCUCCAAACUCUCUAUCCCAGAGGAACUGGAGGGGGACCCUGGUACCAAAACCUUGCCUGGCCUAGGCACCCAUCAUCCAGUCCGCCAUCAGCUGUUCAGGGGUCUGACUGCUGAAGGUGGUGGUGAGACCCUACUUGGGUCAGAGCCACUUGUCUUUCAGAAUCGGCAUCUUUUAGGAAAUCCUGAAACUGACAAAGUGACUGUUGGAAGUGAUUUAGGGGACACCAACUCAGACUUUGUCCCAGCUAUCCGUAGAUCACAAUCAAUAAGCAGCUUAGCAAGUAGCAGCUCCAGAGGGGGUCAGCGUCGCACCCUAAGUGUGCACUUUGGAGAACUGCCACCCUCCAGGGCAUUGUGCAAGGACUCUGAUUCAGACGCUUCUGAUUCUGAAAGCACUCAGCACUGGAUUGGACCACAAGAAAAGAGGCUGGAGGCUGAAGGAAGUGAGGGAGAUGUAAAUUCAGUGAUGAAAAAGUAUCUGAAGAAAGCGGAGGUUGACUGAACUUAAGGAAUUGGAUGAGGACUUUUCCCCUCCACAGUGGACAUUUUAUUACAAAUUCUAAGAGGCAGUGCGGAAAUAAAUUCUUCAGUUGAAUCAAAAUUGACUUGACUAGUUUCAGUCAUUAGUUGCUAAAAAUGUUCUUUUACACGUGAGAAAAGGCACAAGUAGUACUCAUUCUACCCAGCAUGCAGUCACCCACCUUGCUGAAUGUGGAAUCACAAUGAACAUGCUGCACAUUCUACUCUGUACACAUGAAUAAUAAAUGAUUUGAAUGAAACAAUGUUGUAUAUAUUCAAUAACCAGCAGC
Messenger RNA from Ictalurus punctatus (channel catfish), 7096 nucleotides. Its product is annotated as unconventional myosin-XVIIIb. Gene Ontology annotation, cellular component: myosin complex. The coding region runs from base 325 to 6789 and encodes 2154 amino acids. The transcript is spliced from 44 exons. Lineage: Eukaryota; Metazoa; Chordata; Actinopteri; Siluriformes; Ictaluridae. The record is from RefSeq and is a predicted model, not a curated record. Gene Ontology annotation, molecular function: protein binding; ATP binding; cytoskeletal motor activity.